Lactuca sativa (garden lettuce) is the source of this 934-nucleotide messenger RNA. RefSeq names its product sequence-specific DNA binding transcription factor. NCBI's taxonomy places the organism in Eukaryota, Viridiplantae, Streptophyta, Magnoliopsida, Asterales, Asteraceae. The record is from RefSeq and is a predicted model, not a curated record.
CUAACAUCACACUCACCAUACCACCAUACCAAUACCAUGGAGCACGACGGCGUUGGUGCCCUCCGUACUCGGUCGAAGGUGGCACCCGAUUGGACAGUGGAGGAAUCCCUUAUUCUGGUCAACGAGGUAUCUGCGGUGGAAGCUGAUUGCGGCGACACCCUCGCUUCCUUCCAGAAAUGGAAGAUCAUCGUCGAGAAUUGCAACGCGUUGGGCGUGAAUCGCAAUCUGAACCAGUGUCGUAGGAAGUGGGACUCUUUGCUAUCCGAUUACAAGAAAAUCAAACAGUCUGGAUCCAAAAAGGUGAGUUUCAAUUCCGAGUUGUUUAAGGUGAUUGAAUGGUACGUGAGGGACUACGAAGGUGGAUAUGAUACGGAUCCCGAUAGUGAUCCUGAGGCGCUUCCGGAGCCUGUUCUUGCUUCCUUUCUACAAUCUGCUUCAAAGAAACAAAGAUCAAAGAUAAUACCUCAAAAGCGCACCAUAGAAGAGACACCAAAGCCAAAGAAACCCAUCAAAACCGAAGAGAGGAAAGUGGAGGAAUACAGUUCAAUACCAACAAACAACACUUUGAAUAUAAUCUCAAGACCCAAAGAAAUCAACCAUGAGGAUCAAGAACAGAUAAUGGCUGAAAAUCUUAGAGAAAAUGCAGAGUUAAUCGAAGCUAUUGUGAAACAAGAUUUAAUCAAUGGUGGAUCUAAUGAGGAGUUGACUAGAGUCAAUGGUGAUAAAUUGAUUGUUUGCCUUAGCAAUCUUGUUGUUGCCCUUGAUCGCCUUUCUAAAUUUGUUUGAUAAUCUUUUGGUUUAUGAAAACUUGUGUUUAGGGUUUACUUGUUUAGGUGUUGGUUUCUUUUUUAUUUAAUGGAUUUGGUAUGUUAAUGUUAAGUGGAGAAACAACAACUUGAUAAAAAAAAAUGGGGAUAGUAGAUUUUUACAUUAA